Messenger RNA from Pogona vitticeps (central bearded dragon), 1116 nucleotides. NCBI's taxonomy places the organism in Eukaryota, Metazoa, Chordata, Lepidosauria, Squamata, Agamidae. The record is from RefSeq and is a predicted model, not a curated record.
AUGGGGGCCGCUCUUUCGAGGGCAGGCGUCCAGGGGCCUGGGAAGCUGGAAGGAGAACAGGCCUCAGCUGCUCCUCCACGGCAAGACGAGGGGACUCCAGACCUCAGCCAGGCCCGGACAGAGGGCACCUCUCGGGGCUCCCCUGGACAAUUGGGCCCCUGCAACGGCCCCAAUCCGCUCCUGGCCAGCCCUGCCGCCUUCCCGCUUGGACAGUCCAGGUUCGCCUGGUUCUCUAGCAGUUGCUGCUGGCACAGGCAGCCCAGCAAGAAGGAGCGAAGAGAAGCCAAAGAUGAGAUGGAGGGGGACCCCUCGGCCGAAGCAGCCCCUCCCCAGGGGAGGCUCGAAGGACCUCCACAGCUGCCACGCAGGCCUCAACUCCAUCCGAGACCAGAGAUACCACCUGUGGGCGAUCUGAGACAAGCGGUGGCGAGUGGAGGCCAGGCUGGGCCUGCAAGACCCACCCAGGAUGGGGAUCUGGAGGAGGAGGAAGAGGCUGAGGCCGGGGCAGAGGCCUUCGCCCACAUUGCCACGGGUUCUACCACCCGAGAUGGGAGAGGAGAAAAAGGGCCUGAUCCUGUUAAUAUAUGGCUGUACUCAGUACCUGAGAAUCUCAUGCUUGCUUUCUGUUCUUAGUCAUUUUUCUACAGUGAAGAGUUUCAAAAACCCUCAAGGCAUGACUCUGGAUAAACAUGGGGUACCAAGGUGUUUCCCCCCCCUACAAAGUGGAUCAGACCAUUUAGGGACCCCACAGAACACACAAGAAUGAGUCACAGCACCCGCUUCUUGUGUCAUGGGGGCCUCGAGUGGACCAACAAAUGAAAAGGGCAGUAUCCCACAAACACAAUGGCAGUUUUAGGGGUACAGCCUGCCUUAUUUUAGAGGCAAAAUGGAGCAAUGUCACAGGAAGAAUAGUCCAUACAAGGGGUGUAACAUGCCUUUAUUUUUGGGGCUACCAGGAGGGAGUAUUGUUUUAAAAACCUGCACAUUUUUGGGGUGCAGCCUGCCAUUAUUUUGAGGGCCACCAGAGGGCAGUAUAAUGUAAAAAAAAACCUGGGCAUUUCUGGGUGCAGCCUGCCAUUAUUUUUAGGGGCCACCAGAUGGCAGUAUAAUGUAAAA